CGUACCUGCGUAUUACUUUUGCAUUAGCAGAGACUGGGAGUGAUGAACCGUAACACUGCACAUUGGAAAUAACUGGAUAACCACUUUUCUCUAGCUAGCUGACUGACUGGCUAGCUAGUUACCUGAGCUUUGUUUUCUAGAUUUUGCACUCUUUGCUUGCCUGGGCCACUGCCUCCCUGUUGGCAUUGUAUGAAAGACAGAUCUUGUGACUGGAUCACACAGCAUCACUCUUCACUGCUCUGCAAGAAUCCCCCUGAAAGUAGCAUCGGUUCCAGGACAACAGUGGCAAUGCUGUCCAGGCAUUGGUGAGUGGUGAGCAUGGUCCAGUCGCACCAUGGCUAGCACCCUGAGCAGCAGCCUGGACUCACGGGCCACACUUCGAGGCCUGGCCUCCAUCAACCCUGGCGGCCCCUCCGCCCGCAUCGAGUCCUACGAGGGUGGCGAGAAGAAGUGCAUCUCUGACGUCAGGAGGACCUUCUGCCUUUUCGUCACCUUUGACCUCCUCUUCAUCACCUUGCUGUGGAUCAUAGAACUGAACGCUGUGCUUGUAAAUAACGAUCAAAGAUCAGGGCGGGAGAAGGUAAAUGGAGGAAUCCAGAAUCAGUUGAAUAAAGAGGUCCUUCAUUAUGACUACCAUGCCUCCUUCUUUGAUAUAUUUAUCUUGGCUGUGUUCCGUUUUGCAGCCCUCAUCCUAGCCUAUGCUGUCUGCAAGCUGCAGCACUGGUGGGCCAUCGCGAUAACCACGGCAGUCACGAGUGCCUUCUUGAUAGCUAAAGUUAUUCUUUCAAAGCUUCUCUCGCAGGGGGCCUUUGGGUAUCUUUUGCCCAUCAUCUCCUUCAUCCUGGCCUGGAUUGAGACCUGGUUCCUGGACUUCAAAGUCCUUCCACAAGAGGCAGAUGAUGAAAACAGGUUGUUGUUGGUGACAGACACCUCAGAGAGGGCACCCCUCAUGCACCCUGGCCCUCUGUCGGACGGGCAGUUCUAUUCCCCUCCAGAAUCUAUUGCAGAUUCUGAUGAAGAUAUUGAGGAAAAGCAUGACCAUGAGAAGCCAGUCAUUUAGCAGCAGUGGUAGAGAAAUGGAGGAGGAGCCCAUGGUGGUUGACAGCUAGAAUCAGCCCAGUGACGUGAGGGCUGGCUCAGAGUUCAGCGGCACUGGCCCAUGGUCUGCAGUUGCCUUGGUUACUACUAUCCUCUCCUGUCACGGAAGGUCACACUGCCUUACAACUGCUACCAACCUCUACAAUGUUUUUUCUGCUUGUGGUCACUGCACUAACCUCUACUGCAGCCAGACCUAACCUUUUUCCCCUGGCAUGGAUGAAAACGAGGUGUUUUUGUGUUUUUUUUUUUAUUUUUAUUUAAAUGAAAUAGUAACACUCUACAAAUGAUUUUAGAACCAGUGUUGUGGCACAUGCAUAAGCUGUUCCUGAUGUUUACAUUUUAUAUGGUUAUUAUUUCCAGUUCACACACAGGCCUAGUGAACACUUAUGUGGAGAGUUCAGAUGCUGCAGUGCAGUGCACUCCAGUCUCAUGCAUGCCUCCAGCAGACCUGCUCUUCUAUCUUAACAUCUCUUUUUGUAGAACAUCUGUCUCAAGUACUGGCAUUUGUUUUUUUAUGGUUUAUUUAUUAUUAUUGUCAUUACGUGAUGUGUAUUUUGAAUUUAACAUCAUGAGCUUGGCAUAGGCAUUAUAUCUGCAUGUGUAUAUAAUGAUCCCAUAUGCUGCAAAUAUUGUCUGUCUCAUAGUACAACUGAAAAGUGCUUUGCUUUUUAUGAAACACUUUAACCUUGCGUCUCUUCUGAGACUCUGCCUGAAUCCCACAUGCAUAGCAGGUGUUGUUUAUUGUACACGCAUCAAGGCAGUUGACCAAAUCUGACUGAGAAAAGACAAGGAAGAUCUGGAAUCACCAGAAAGUCAACCAUGUAAAGCAUUGCACUGUCUUUGGUGUGUUGAUUGGAGGAUUUUGAACAGUAAUGAGUGCUUCUGAAACACACUUAAUUUUGAUAAAAUCAGGCAUCUCUGAAGGGUAUGUGCAGUCCACCUUUCCCCUAUCAUAUCAAACUCUGUAUACUCUUAAUUAUCGUGUGUAGUUAUCCUAUAUAUAAGCAUGGAAAAAUCAGUUACAGCAGCUCCCAUUAAAAAAUCAUCUGCUGGAUGUUUUACAAUUAUGAAUCAUAUGCACAAUUUAAAAUGAAUUUAAAAUGAAGUUUACUUUAAAAAUAACCUCAUAUGAACUCACUCACUGCAAAUGGCUUGCAUCAGUAUAUCAUGUAUUUACAAGGUACCACUAAGAUUGAACACCUGUGAUUAUUUAAUAUUUUGCUAUCUCUUAGUCUGCACUACAAUUUUAAAGUAAUCAGGAAUUUUGCCAAUUUAUA
Molecule: messenger RNA, 2375 nt
Organism: Megalops cyprinoides (Indo-Pacific tarpon)
Lineage: Eukaryota; Metazoa; Chordata; Actinopteri; Elopiformes; Megalopidae
Product: STARD3 N-terminal-like protein
Exons: 11
Coding region: 335-1060 (241 amino acids)
Source: RefSeq, a predicted model, not a curated record